AUGGCUGUAACUUUAUCCAAAAAUGCUUUUCUCAAUGUUUUAAAUCGGAUAAAGAAGCCUGAAACUCUUUUUGAUGGACUCCAAGUUCUGAGUGAAAUGUUUAUUUUCGCAAGUGAAGAUAUUUACGCGUAUAUAAAUAUCGAUCAAUUUGCAGAAGCGUUAAAUUCAAUUUUGGGCCAGUUUAGGUCCGAAGAUGUCGCAAUUCUUGCCACCCAGUGCAUGAUGCAUCUCUUAACUUUUCAUGGCCAAGCAAUAAAAAUUUUAUCCAAUUACGGCUUAAUAGAUAAUUUAAAACAAACAAUGCCAAAAGUCAAAUCACAGCAAUUACUCGAGAAUUAUUUAAACAUAUUAUGCACUUACGCUAUGGAAACUCCGUUUGAUUUCAUUCGACACUUUAAGACAAUGAUUUUCUUCGAAAUAAUGCCAAAAGUGUCAAUAAUAGAACAAAGGAGAGCUCUACAGGCCGUUGCAUUCCUCGCACAAGAGCAUUUAAUAUCAAAUUCGAUUGAAUACUACCAUAUCAUCAUAAAAUACAUGAGUGAUGAAGACCAAAGCCUAAGGAACUCAGCAUCAAGAGCAUUCCAACAAAUGCUUAACUCUUCGUCGCCUCAAUCAGUUCCUUACUCAGUUUUGUCUUUUUUACCAAACUUAAUCGUUUCUUCACCGGAAAUAACACCAUCCAUUGGGUAUUCGUCUAUAUUAUACAAUGCAGCAAAAGAUUCUAGCGUUUUACGUUAUUUUGUUGAAAAAACUCCGAAUUUUAGUCAAUUACUCACAUGCAAUGCGUGUUUGUCGAAUGCAACAAUAGCAAGUAACAUCCUCAAGCUCAUACAAAUACUUCUACCCCAACCAAAGCUUCCAAAAUCGAUUUGGUCGGGAAAAUCUUAUACAUGCGUCAAAGAUACUAAACCAAUCAUCCAAGCAUUAAUCUCAUACUUAACAAUAGGCAAUAUAUUCCACGAAGUACACGCAGUUUCGCUUUUAGGCGCAAUUUCGACCAUUACACCGAUACAACAUACUUCUGAAUUAAUCGGAGCAUUACUAAGACUUGCUCGAACAUCUAAAGCCGCCCCUUACGUUGCCUGCGUCGUUUACAGCUUCCCUGACAAACAAAUAGCUCAUAGAUCUGGAAUAGUUCCAAUUCUCGAGUCAGUUCACGUACAUACGACACAAGCUCAGUUUUACAAUGAAAUGCUACGUAAAAUAAACGAGUCAAAACCGGUAGAAAUUUAUGCACCGGCAAUGAUCGCUUAUUCACAAGAUAUGAAGGAGAUUGUUGAGUAUAUUCGCAAGAACCAUAUGAUGCCGUAUGAAUUUUUGAAAUCUUCUCUACUUGACAAGGUAAAAAAUAUGAUUUUAGCUGGAAUCUCAGGAAAAGUUGAUCUUUCGCCAAUAGUUGACUUAGCAUUUGGUGUUAUUCAGUACUACAGCAUUCCUUCUGAGAAAGAUCCCUUAAAAAUCUCUUCAUUUGGAGCAUUCAGCCAAAAAGUGAUGAAUUUCAAGCUGAAAAUGAACACAAACCAGAGGAACCUGAAUGUUCCACUCACAUCUUCAUUCCUAUGGGUAGAAGGCUGGUAUAACAUGAAUUCCAAAAAAUCUUUGAUGACAAAACUGAAAACUCUCAUUCAAACUGACUACUACCUAUCAGAAUUCAUCGAUGCGGACUCUUUAUCAGCCAACCAUGAGAUAUUUGCCUUGAUUUGUCGCGCAUAUAACGUUGAUGGCUAUUCCAAGUGUUCCUUUGCUAUUGACAACUACACGUUCAGUGCAUACGAUACCGUAACAUUCGCUCUAUCCGUUGUUUGUCCCGCCAUUCACAUGUUACGCUCAUCAAAUAUAACUUUGAAGAUUAUUGAGCAAGAAAGUCCACGAUAUCCCUUCACCAUCCAGAAAUUCGAGUCCAGCGAGCUUACCCGUGCAUUAGAUCUCCUUUCCGCCAUCUCUUCCAAGCGACCAGACGUUUCUAUCGUCAACACUUCAUUUUCCAUAGAAAUUACCUCGAAAUUUUCAUCACCACUAUGUACAUUGAUGAUGUUUGAGCCAGCGAUCAGACUUGUCUACUCCAUGCCAUCGAUGUUUCCUUUGGAAGACAGAAUGGCCGCAUUCAGAAGUGUUGCAAACCAUCCUUUACUUUCUUGUAGGGAAUUGUCAACGAAAUUCGAUUCAAAGUCAGACCAAUCGCUUAUUACUGACUUUCUGAGGCAUCGAAUCAUUGUUGACAGGCCGUAUUUAUACAAGAAAGGCAAGGAAGUGUUCAACAGAAUGUCUGCUUCACAGUUUUUCCUGGAUAUUUUGUUCGAAGGAGAGAAAGGAAUUGGAGAUGGCCCUACAAAGGCUUUCUACACGGAUUUCUCAGUGGAGCUCGCUUCAAACAAGAAUAUCUAUCUGUGGAGAAGGGAAAAUGACGAAUGCGGACUUUUCCCUUCUUUCGCUGCUUCUGAAAAAGAUUUGGAAUUUUUCGGAGGUUUUUUGUCAAAAUCGAUUUCUCACAAUCGACUUUUAGACUUGCCGUUGAAUCCUUCUUUCUUCAAACUCCUUCGCGGGCAAGAAGUAUCUAUCAUGGAAGUAGAUCCGAUGCUUGGAAGGUCUCUUGAAGUAAAAGACGGACUUUUCGGACUCGAUUUUUGUUACCCUGGACAUCCAGAAAUAAAAAUGGUUGAUGCAGGGGAAUCCAUCGAAGUUAACGAGCAGAAUGUUGAUGAUUAUGUUAGACUAGUCAAGGAUUUCACGUGCGGUAAUAAAAUGCGUGAAAAACUUCAAUCUUUUCUCGAUGGAUUCAACAAAAAUUUGCAAUUUAAUUCUUUGUCACUUUUUAGUGAAAAUGAAUUUUUAUUUUUGAUCAAUGGCAUCGACAUGAAAGUCACUGAGGACUAUCUCAGGAACAAUAUCGUAGUGGAGCAUGGAUACGACAUGAAGUCCCCUGAGAUAGAGAUGUUCGUAAAGCUGAUUCCGACUUUUGACAGAGAAACUUUUUCGAAAUUCGUCAGAUUUGUUACUGGAUGUGCACAUUUACCUGUAAAAGGAUUGGCAGGACUUGAACCAAAGCUGACAAUAGCAAAGAGAAUAACAGAAGGCGGUCAAUCUCCUGAUGAAACGUUGCCAAGCGUAAUGACUUGUACAAACUACUUCAAAUUGCCUCAAUAUUCAUGCAUUGAAGUAAUGAGAGAAAGAAUAUUAUUGGCUAUUAAUGAAUGCGCGGUUUCUUUUGAACUUUCUUAA
Trichomonas vaginalis G3 is the source of this 3219-nucleotide messenger RNA. Its product is annotated as E3 ubiquitin-protein ligase trip12 family. The record is from RefSeq and is a predicted model, not a curated record. The transcript has a single exon. NCBI's taxonomy places the organism in Eukaryota, Parabasalia, Trichomonadida, Trichomonadidae. Bases 1 to 3219 code for a protein of 1072 amino acids. Gene Ontology annotation, molecular function: ubiquitin protein ligase activity. Gene Ontology annotation, biological process: proteasome-mediated ubiquitin-dependent protein catabolic process; protein polyubiquitination.